AUGAUAAACGGUGAACAUGUACCCGGCGUAAUUCCAGAAGAAGAUGAUAUUAAAACACCAACAUCUAAAAAAUUUGAUCAAAAUAAAAUAAAUCAAAAAACAGAAUUUACAAAACGUUCAACUGAUAUACGUACGAAACGUACACCUCUUCAAACCGAUCCAACUAAUCCAGAUGAUGUCGGUGGAUUUAUUAAUACUUCAUUUUAUCCUGAUAUUGAUGGAUUAGGUUCAUUAAAUGAUUCAAAGCAUUCAAUGUCAAUACCAAAUCAACCAUUUCAUCCAAUUCGUUGGAAAAAUAAUCAAAAAGAUAAACCGACUGUAUCUCGUCCAUCAACUGGUACAUCAGUACAAACAAGAACAAUAAGUGCUUCAAGAGGAAGAAUGCAAAUUUUAUCUGAUGCUACGAUUACACAAAGUAAUGAUGAUGAUUGUGACAGGAAUGAACACGAUAACAUAAAAAAGUAUGAUGAGCAUCAGUACACUACUAAACGAGUUUAUCAUCAUGGUCGUCGUAAUAAUUAUGAACGAAAUAUUGCUUCGUCUGUAAUACUUCUAAAUAAUCAUAAUGAUGGUGUUGUGUCAAAAACUAAAAAAGAAGAUACAUCUAAUAAUUUUCUUCAUCAUUAUCAUUCAGAUUCCGAUGGUGAUACUGAAAUCACAGUUGUUAAACCUUUGACACCAAUUUUACAUCAUAAUAAUGGAACAUCAUCAUCAUUAAAUCAAGAUAAUAAUAAUGAUGAUAAUAGUAACUCAAGUGAUCCAUCAUUAACACUUGCAUUACGCUCAUUAUUUGAACUGAUUACAGAAGAUUUGGAUAAAUUUGUUUAUACACCAGCGCCUAAUGGUCUUGGUGAUAUUCAAUGUCGUAUAACACGUGAUAAACGAGGAAUGGAAAAAGGUCUUUUCCCCAUUUAUUAUAUGCACGUUGAAAGACCUGGUGAUGGUAAAAAAUUUUUUGUACUGGCUGGACGUAAACGUCGACGUAGUACAACAUCAAAUUAUUUAAUAUCAACAGAUCCAACAGAUUUAUCACGUGAUGGAGAAAAAUUUAUUGGAAAACUAAGAGCAAAUAUGUUAGGUACAAAUUUUACUGUUUAUGAUCAAGGUUCAAAUCCAAAGAAGAAUAUUUCGAUUGAACAACAAAGACGAGAAUUAGCUGCAAUUGCUUAUGAAACAAACAUAUUAGGAUUUAAAGGUCCACGUCGUAUGACAAUUAUUAUUCCUGGUAUGAGUAGUGAUCAUCAGCGAGUUGAAGUUCGACCAAAAAAUGAUUUGGAAAAUUUAAUCGAACGAUGGAAACGUAAUGACAUGAGUAAUUUACUUGAAUUACAUAAUAAAGCACCUGUUUGGAAUGAAGAAACUCAAUCAUAUGUUCUCAAUUUUCAUGGACGUGUAACUCAAGCAUCAGUCAAAAAUUUUCAAAUUGUACAUGAGGACGAUCAAGAAUAUGUAUGCAUGCAAUUCGGUCGAGUUAGUGAUGAUGUUUUCACAUGCGAUUUCAAAUAUCCAUUAUGUGCUGUUCAAGCAUUUGGUGUUGCAUUAUCGUCGUUUGAUGGAAAAUUAGCUUGUGAAUGA
Rotaria sp. Silwood2 is the source of this 1575-nucleotide messenger RNA. NCBI's taxonomy places the organism in Eukaryota, Metazoa, Rotifera, Eurotatoria, Philodinida, Philodinidae. The record is from the annotation of a GenBank genome assembly.